This is a messenger RNA of Closterium sp. Yama58-4, 1503 nucleotides long. The record is from the annotation of a GenBank genome assembly. NCBI's taxonomy places the organism in Eukaryota, Viridiplantae, Streptophyta, Zygnematophyceae, Desmidiales, Closteriaceae.
AUGGCUGUGGAAUGGGAGGUGGAUGAGCAUCAAGAGGCAGCAGUGAGAGGGGAACUGGCUGCAGUGAAGGGAGAGGUCGCAAUGGUGAAGGGGGAAAUGGCAGAAGCGAAGGGGGAGGUGGCGGAAGUGAAGGGGGAGGUGGCGGAAGUAAAGAGGGGGGUGGCAGAAGUAAAAGGGGAGGUGACGGAAGUGAAAGGGGAGGUGGCGGAAGUAAAGGGGGAGGUGGGGGAAGUAAAAGGGGAGGUUGCGGAAGUUAAGGGCGGGAUGGGGGAAAUGGUACAAGUGAAGGGGGAAAUGGCUGAAAUGAAGGGGGAGGUGGCGGAAUUGAAAGAGAAUCUGGCAGCAGCAGUGACGGAGAAAAGAAAGAAUGCCUGGUCACAGAUGGAGAUGGAACUGGGGGCAGUGAAGAGGGAGCUGGCUCAACAGAAGGAUGGGAUGAUGAAGAUGCAUGCUGAGCAGAAUGAUGGGAUGAUAAAAAUGUGUGUUGAGCAGGGGGAUGCGAUACUGAAGUUGCAUGCUGAGUUGGCUGAGCAGAGGGAUGGGAUGCUGAAGAUGCGUGCUGAGUUGGCUCAACAGAAGGAUGGGAUGAUGAAGCUGCAUGCUGAGUUGGCUCAACAAAAGGAUGGGAUGAUGAAGAUGCAUGCUGAGCAGAAGGAUGGGAUGAUGAAGGUGCAUGCUGGGCAGAAGGAUGCAAUUAUGACGAUGCGUGUUGAGUUGGCUCAACAAAAGGAUGCAUUGAUGAAGUUUCACGUUGAACUGCAAAUCUGCCAGAGUUGGGGCAGUCAAAAGACUGCAUGGGAGGUGAGUAGUUGUUUCAAAAGGCAUCGUCUCACAGUGCAUGCACUAUUUGAUGAUCUUUUAUAUUCCCUCCUUAAUCUAUCUUCCCCCCCUCCAAUCCAAUUCCGCCAGAGAAUCAAGGCAGCAUCACAAGCAACCGGCCUGAGCCUGGCCAAUCUCAACGGCCUCUCAGAUGACAUCCUCGCUCACGUCUCGACAAUGACCCAUCUCAAGGGCAUAGACUUGCAAUAUAAACCGGGCUUCUUUCGGUGGGCAGCAUUCUCAGGCAUGACUGCAGAGAGCAUGAAGCACUUGUACAGGCUGCCACGGCUGGAGAAGCUAGACCUGAGAGGCAGAGACAUCUCGGACAGUGCCUUGGAAGGCAUUGGGUCCUUGACCAAUCUGAAAAGCCUCUAUCUCGAUCGAACCAAGGUGUCCGAUGCUGGAUUACGGUAUUUGACACGACUCCCCUCUCUGAUAAUAUUGAGCCUUACAGGAUGCAUGAGUGUGACAGAUGCUGGCAUGGUGCAUGUGGGGAGGCUGACGGGCCUUCAGAGUCUGUGGCUGGAUGGCACGGCAGUCAUGGAGGAUGGGCUGCAGCAGCUGACUGGCCUGACCAAUUUGAAACAACUCUUUGAGCCAGGGGGGGGGGCGCAGGCAGAUAGGCUGGUAGAGUGGCAGGGAGUGAGUGAUGUUAGAAGGGAGCUGAGCUCGUGGAAGAGUUGA